UCUGCUGCCGUAGUCUUCUCUCGCAUCGCUUCCCGCCCCAAUCGCGCCCGCAAUGUUGGCGCUGCGUUGCGGCUCCCGCCUGUUUGGCCUGCUCCCGGUCCCUCGCUCCGCGCCGCUGCGCCUCUCGGCGGCCCGCACCUGCAGCAGCGGCGGCGCCCACAACCCACCCUCUUCCUCCUCCGGGAACCCGCUUGUGUACCUGGAUGUCGGCGCCGAUGGGCAGCCACUCGGCCGCGUGGUGCUGGAGCUAAAAGCAGAUGUUGUACCAAAAACAGCAGAGAACUUCAGAGCCCUGUGCACUGGUGAGAAGGGCUUUGGCUACAAAGGCUCGACCUUCCACAGGGUGAUUCCUUCCUUCAUGUGCCAGGCAGGUGACUUCACCAACCACAAUGGCACUGGGGGCAAGUCCAUCUACGGGAGCCGCUUUCCUGAUGAGAACUUCACGCUGAAGCAUGUGGGGCCAGGUGUUCUGUCCAUGGCAAAUGCAGGCCCCAACACCAAUGGCUCCCAGUUCUUCAUUUGCACCAUAAAGACAGACUGGCUGGAUGGCAAGCAUGUUGUGUUCGGCCACGUCAAAGAGGGCAUGGACGUUGUGAAGAAAAUUGAAUCUUUUGGUUCAAAGAGUGGGAAGACAUCCAAGAAGAUUGUCAUCACAGACUGUGGCCAGCUGAGCUAACCCGCAGCCAAGGUGCUGGGAUGGCAGCUAGGACUUGCCCAGGUUACUGCCCAGGGCUCUUAGCGGAGGUGCCCCAAAGAGCUGCCAGUGCUGGCUCCGCUGUCAUUGUGUGUGAGCUUGAGGAAGGCUUGGGGACACGCCCCUCCGCAGGACCCCAGGGUACUCUCCUGAUGUUCCCCCUCACGACCCCAUUUCUGGGCAUCUAAUAUGACAUCAGGCCACACACCCCUCAUCAAGCAUUGCUGAUGAUCGCCCAGCCCAAGUUCGUCUGUGUCAUGGGUGGUGGUGGUGACAGGUCAGCGUCCAGUGAAGGUUUCUACCUUAUCCUUGACCUGGGGGACAACCACUUGCUGCAAAAGGGCUGUGAUACCUGUUCAAUGUUGUCUUCCUAAUUGUAAUAAUUUUAUAAAAUUGCCUAGAAAUGAAGCUGUGACACUAUAUCAUGCUGUGAUGUGACUGAGUUGGUGGCACAGGACUCAGAACCUGAGAGCCUGACCUUUGAGACAUAACUCAGGGCUUUUGUAGAAGCUCCCAAGAUGCCUUUCCUUCCAUCACUGUGAAUCCUGUUGGUUUGCUGCUCUCAUUUUUGAGGAGGGUCUGCGGGUGGAAGCAGGUGACUCUGGGAACAAACCUAUUGCUAGCUGUGCCAAGUCAAUGUGAAUCACUGUCAAAAAUGGAAGUGGCUUGUAAGUGCCCUGUCCUCAGGAGGAAAGUAUUUCCUGGUGGGCUUUGCUUUUUAUGUAUGUUGAAUAAAUUGAAACUACUGAUGAUGUAUAUAAAAGAUUUCUAGAACAUUCAGUGUUCACCUUAAAUGUGAUAAUAAAUCCUAUUUUCUACAAAA
Molecule: messenger RNA, 1517 nt
Organism: Marmota flaviventris (yellow-bellied marmot)
Lineage: Eukaryota; Metazoa; Chordata; Mammalia; Rodentia; Sciuridae
Gene: Ppif
Product: peptidylprolyl isomerase F
Biological process (GO): protein peptidyl-prolyl isomerization; protein folding
Cellular component (GO): cytoplasm
Molecular function (GO): cyclosporin A binding; peptidyl-prolyl cis-trans isomerase activity
Source: RefSeq, a predicted model, not a curated record